Molecule: messenger RNA, 1035 nt
Organism: Penaeus vannamei (Pacific white shrimp)
Lineage: Eukaryota; Metazoa; Arthropoda; Malacostraca; Decapoda; Penaeidae
Source: RefSeq, a predicted model, not a curated record
AUGCAGAAUUGGGCACUGAGCAAACAGGAACCUGGCCAGUUUACGGGUUCAACCGGGGUCAAGGUUCUGUCGCAGGAGGAACUCUCAGCAGGCCACCAAGCCUGGGCUCGGAAGGAGCAGUUUAAGGAGGCUGCCCCUGUCAGACCACAGUUCGGGCUGAAGAUGCUGCAGAAGAUGGGCUGGUCACCAGGGGAGGGCCUUGGCAAGAACAAGGAGGGCACUCUUGAGCCCCUUCUGCUUGAUGUCAAGAUGGACAAGAAGGGUUUCCACGCCCAGGAAGAGCUGACCCCCAAAAAACAACCAAUCCCCUUGGCUAAGGAUCUCUCGGGCAAGCAUCCAGUGUCCGCCCUGGUCGAGCUUUGCUCCAAGAGGAAGUGGUCGCCUCCUGAGUUUGAGAUGGUCUUCGACUGCGGCCCCGAGCACAAGAAAAACUUCCUCAUGAAGGUAAUGGUAAACGGCCAGGAGUACAAGCCUUCAGUGGCUGCCUCGACCAAGAAGCUAGCCAAGGCAAACGCUGCUGCUGCCUGCCUCCAGUCACUUGGUCUUUUCCCCAAGGAUCCAGCCAACCCCUUAUGAUACUAGAUAACCAAGACCAAAGAGAACUAUUUGAAGGGGCAGGGAAGGGAAAAUAGCUAAAAGACCCCUUGAAAAGCCUAUAUGGUUGAGGAAGGUCUAGCUAGAUAGGCAUGUUUUUUAUUACUCUGUACUUUUUCUGUCUUUCUUUUCCUUUGUUUUGAUCCAGGGUCAAGGGAGAAACAAGAACGAUCUGGGUCCCUCAUGAUACCAGAAUCCUUGGAAAUAAGUGGAUUGCAUCAUAGAGGGGAAAGGCAGUCGUGACGUAUUAAAGGGGAGAGAAAGAAUGUUACAUGAUGUUAGUAGGGGAUAAUAAGGCUAAGAGAGGAAAAGUGCAAGAGUAUGAGUGUGAAAGAGUGAGUAUGAGAGUAAGGGAGAGCGAGAGAUAGAUGGGGAGCAAGCAAGAGAUAGAGGGGGAGACGAGCAAGAGAUAGAGGGGAAGACAAGCGAGAGAUAGAGGGG